AGAAAAGGAAAUAUAAAGUAGAGCUAGCUACCUACCCAAAAGAAAGCAAGCACAAACUUAAUUGUAACCACUCGUCUUUUGUGACCAAGUCGGUCAAUCUGUGUUGAGUGUUGAGAGAGAAAAAGAAGGUCUUCCGAGUCAAUUGCAACCUUUCCCUCUCUCUCUCCCAUUUAUAUUCUCUUCUUCUCUCUCUCUUUCCACUUUUCAUUCACCAUGGGUAGAUCUCCCUGUUGUGAGAAAGAUCACACCAACAAAGGUGCUUGGUCUAAAGAAGAAGACGACCGUCUCACUAACUACAUCAAUAUUCAUGGUGAAGGUUGCUGGAGAUCUCUUCCCAAAGCAGCUGGUUUGCUUCGAUGUGGCAAAAGCUGCAGACUUAGAUGGAUUAAUUACCUUAGACCUGAUCUCAAGAGAGGUAAUUUCACUCCCCAAGAAGAUGAACUCAUCAUUAGCCUCCACACUUUCCUUGGUAACAAAUGGUCUCAAAUUGCUGCGAGAUUGCCUGGAAGAACGGACAAUGAAAUUAAGAACUACUGGAACACGCACAUCAAGCGUAAACUAUUCACACGCGGAAUUGAUCCUUCCACACAUAAACCACUCAACGGUGGCUCCGCCGCAGUGGUAGCUUCUUCUCAACCUGAAUUGCCUGUGGUCCCCACAAGCAACGAGAGCAGUAGUAGCAGCAGCAAGAAGAAGAAGAAUAACAACAAAAGCGAGUUUGAGUUAUUUAGUAAUAAUAAUAUGAACAGAGAAAAAGUGGUUGUAACUGAUUCGGGUUGUGUUGAAGAAUCAGUGUCAAAUAGUAGCAGUGGAGUAACCAUAGAAGAAAUAGCUCCAUAUCCACCUCACAUAAAUUUGGAACUUUCGUUGGCUCCACCUUCUCAACAACAACAAAUUUCAUUGUAUUCGUGGCAAGGAGGUGUGUGUCUUUGUCGACAUGCUUUAGGGUUACACGGUAAUAAUCACCAAUUACCUUGUAGCUGUAAAAAACCAAUUACUCAUCCACAUGGAACUCCUUCUGCUACUAUUCAACAACCUGCGCCAACCGGCAAUGAUGUUUUUAAAUUUUUCGGAGCCGGGAAUUUUAAGUUUUGAUUGGAAAUUCUAGGAACUAAUUAGCCUUUUUUUUUUGUUGUAUUUCAGUUGUUUAACGUUGUGACUAUUACUUUUAAGUUACCAAUGUUAACGACCAAGAACAGUUUAGUUGUAGUAGAUCCAAUUUCGAACUAUAUUUUUGGUGUUUUUUUUUUUCCGUCAAAAAUUUAUUUUAAUUAUUUGUUAUAUACUAUGUUCGUUCGUUGACUGUUGAACA
Molecule: messenger RNA, 1312 nt
Organism: Cicer arietinum (chickpea)
Lineage: Eukaryota; Viridiplantae; Streptophyta; Magnoliopsida; Fabales; Fabaceae
Product: myb-related protein 308-like
Source: RefSeq, a predicted model, not a curated record